UUACGUUGCAAGAUCCAGCAAGGGAAAAAUCAUGUGAUAAUUUACUCAAACUUGUCCAGAAACACUAGUCGAAUAAGCACGUAUCUCUAUAAUUCAUAAUGGCAAGUGAUAUUAGGAAUAUUAUCGACUACACAAGAUAUCCAAUUUCUGAGUCUGAGAGUCCCAUUCUCCAAGAAGUCAUCAACCGUGCAAGGAGCGAACUGAAGGACAACGGAAUCACCUUGUUGCAUGGUUUUAUGCUUCCUUCGGCUAUUCGUCAAACAAUCCUAGACACGGAGGAAGCCUUACCGAUUGCGUUUCGUGGAACAGUUGACCACAGUGUCUAUCUUGAGGAAUGCAAGGAAAAUUCUGUCCUCAAGAAAGAUCACGCGAGGAACAUUUUGUGUCGAUCUUCAAAAUGUUGCGUUGCGCACGACCAAAUCAAGACAAACUCGCCGCUGAAUCAGCUUUAUAUGUCACCGGAGAUGACAGAGUUCGUUAGAAUUCUUCUUCACAGGGACUUGCUCUACCGAACGGCUGAUCCCCUUGGAGCCUUAAAUGUGCACGUCUACAGAGAAAAUGAUCAGUUGGAUUGGCAUUUUGACCGGGGGAAGUUCGCUGUGACACUCCUCCUUCAAGCACCAGCGGGUGGGGGAUGUUUUCAAUACAUUCCAUCAACAAGAUCUGAUGGAAGUGAAAGCCAUGACCUAGUCAGGGAAGUGCUAUUGGCAACUAAGGCUGGACAAGAUCUGACAGCUCUGGGGGUGAAAGAUGCUGACCUGCAGCCAGGAACACUAGUGAUAUUUUGUGGGCAAAACUCAAUGCAUCGUGUUUCCCCAGUUGAGGGCAAAAAGUUCAGAAUCCUUGCUGUUUUAUCCUAUGAGCAGAAAGCUGAUGUUCACUUGAAUGAAUACACACGAAUGAAAUUUUUUGGGCGCUUGAAAUAACAUAAGUCACAUCUGUAAAUGAUAUUUUUAACUUUACUGAUCUUUAGAAUGUGGU
Molecule: messenger RNA, 981 nt
Organism: Pocillopora verrucosa
Lineage: Eukaryota; Metazoa; Cnidaria; Anthozoa; Scleractinia; Pocilloporidae
Source: RefSeq, a predicted model, not a curated record